AUGGGUUUCUCUGAGGGCAACGCUAAGAACGGCGCUAAGCUGUUCAAGACUCGAUGCGAACAGUGCCAUACCGUCGCGGCUGGUGGCGGCAACAAGAUCGGCCCUGCUCUGCACGGCCUUUUCGGCCGCAAGACCGGCUCCGUCGACGGCUACGCUUACACCGACGCCAACAAGCAGAAGGGCAUCACAUGGGACGAGAACACCCUGUUCGAGUACCUUGAGAACCCCAAGAAGUAUAUCCCCGGCACCAAGAUGGCCUUCGGUGGCCUCAAGAAGGAGAAGGACCGAAACGACCUGAUCACUUACCUCAAGGAGUCCACCAAAUAA
Messenger RNA from Pyricularia pennisetigena, 327 nucleotides. RefSeq lists its product as uncharacterized. The coding region runs from base 1 to 327 and encodes 108 amino acids. Gene Ontology annotation, cellular component: mitochondrial intermembrane space. Gene Ontology annotation, molecular function: heme binding; electron transfer activity. The record is from RefSeq and is a predicted model, not a curated record. Gene Ontology annotation, biological process: mitochondrial electron transport, ubiquinol to cytochrome c; mitochondrial electron transport, cytochrome c to oxygen. The transcript has 4 exons. NCBI's taxonomy places the organism in Eukaryota, Fungi, Ascomycota, Sordariomycetes, Magnaporthales, Pyriculariaceae.